AUGCAUGGGUCAAGGGUAGCUUUAGCAAUUACAAUCCCUAAUUUUGAUAUCCCAACCUGUAGCCAAGUGCCGGCAGCAGCCAAGGAAGAGAGCAGGCCAGCAAAGAGUAGAGUAUCCUUCCCCCGGAACACAUCCGCCACCAGAAUCCCCUUCUGCAUCGUGCUGGUGACGUGGGUCCCCAUCAGCAAGGCGCCGGAAAACUCGAGCACCGCCGCCGUCACCACCGCCUGGCGGAGCGUGAGCGCCCCAGAGCCCACCGACGUCCCCAUGGCGUUUGCCACGUCCCCCAAUGUUCCAGGCCAUGUAGAAGCCGAAGAGCAGGGUCGCGUACGAGAGGACCCGAGUCUGGACGGGCAAACCCCGGCCCAGCGAGGACAUGAACAGCGGCAGACAGAGGGCCGCCAUGGCUAUGCACAACGAAAUUCCCGACGCCGUCCUCGAGGAGAUGUGGAGGGCCUGAGCCAUCCCCGGGAGCUCAUCGGCGGCUUUGUUUUCAUCUCGAUGCUGCUGGUGUGUCGAUCGUCCGCUUGUUCGCCCUCGAAAGAGGAUAAGGCGGCGAAAGGGCGCCUCGGGAGGCCGAAUAGAGGAGAUGGAGUUGAAAACGAGUGGUGGGGCCUGAGGAUGAGGAAUUCCCUUCUUUGA
Striga asiatica is the source of this 642-nucleotide messenger RNA. The record is from the annotation of a GenBank genome assembly. Lineage: Eukaryota; Viridiplantae; Streptophyta; Magnoliopsida; Lamiales; Orobanchaceae.